Molecule: messenger RNA, 2328 nt
Organism: Procambarus clarkii (red swamp crayfish)
Lineage: Eukaryota; Metazoa; Arthropoda; Malacostraca; Decapoda; Cambaridae
Biological process (GO): intermembrane lipid transfer
Cellular component (GO): cytoplasm
Molecular function (GO): lipid transfer activity
Source: RefSeq, a predicted model, not a curated record
CCGCUGCUUUAAAAAACCCAGUGUGAGGACGGACUGCCUGCAGGCCGUCAGUCUAAUGGUCAGUCUAAUGGCAGGCUUCUCCGUCAGCCACCAGGACCUGUGAGGGAAAUCGAGGGUCAACAACUGCGUCAACAGGUGGCCAGUUUAUUGUGUUGCGUGAGAGUGGAGUGAGGGAGGCCGUCCACACACACACACACACACGCGCGUGCACCGUGUACUCGGUGGCUUCUCUCCUCAUUCACCACCGUAGCCUCGAGUACACAGAUAUGCCGCACGUCGAUAACCUCAUCAAUGAGAUCCGUAGCGCUCAAGGCAGCGGAGGCGGGACGAUGGGGUCCAAAGUAUCUGCUCACUCCUCGCCUCCAGCGGCUCCUCCAGCCGCGUCAGAAAAGGUACAGCCAUCUGCACCUAAAACAGAACCUCCUUUAGCCACAGCACCUUCGCGAGUCGUUGGCAAGGGGUCCCUCCCAAAGCUAGUGAUGAACAGUCCGGCUGAACAGCAGAGCAUUAUCUGGCGCUUUCUGGGCUCAAAGACCACGACAAAAGAGGCAGGUAGUCGAGACAUCUUCGACACGCCUUUCAGCCCAGAUGCCCAGCAGCAGAUAAUAAACAAAGCCACGAAAGACCAGGAUGGGCUUCGUAAGGGAUGCGGCGACAAGUGGAAGCUUCCCACUGAUCACGACUCUACUGGCGUUACCAACGACGACUCCACUGAUAGUCUUGGAACCUCUACCGAUGCCCUCUAUUGCCCCUCAAGCAAGACUGACAGCCCCUUCAAUAAAAAAAUAAACUUCGCAAAGGGAUCCAGCGCUGCCAGCGUCCUGACGGAAGAUCUCUGCAGGAAGUUGAAGGCGAUGAAGCAAGAUGACGAGGAAGGGGACAAGACGAAGGAAGUGGUGAAGAGCACUGAGGAGCAGGGACGUGGAGAGGCCGAGGAAGGUGAAGAAGGCGGGUCGGCCGGUGUUACCAAGAAGCGAACCUGUCGCACAUGGGCGUUUUGGCUGUUAAUUCUUCUGGUGAUUCCUCUCAUCACCGUGGUAGUGUUCAUCUUGCCUCGGGCCUACUACAGCGGUCAUCUUUCUGCUGAUAACGAAACUGAAACUAAUGGGACACAGGUGAACUUCAUCACGUACAUGUCCAAGUUAGGGUACGGCAAGCUUAAGAAGGCUGACAGGGAUUCUGUUGUGCAAACAGUUUCGAAGAUUACAGAGAUCUUCACCGUCAUAGAGGACCAGUCUAGCAUGAGCGACCAAACAGCAGGGGGCUCCGAGAGCGCCUCCAGUGAUAAAGCCACCACGGAUGUUGUUUACGUAUCUGAGGAGCAGCAGCAGCAGCAGGAGCAGCAGCUGCUACAAGUGUCUUUAAAGCCAACGACGGAAGACUACUCACUCAUCCAGGAAGCCUCUGACAUGAUGAUUCUAAGCAGUGAAGCACACGCUACAAUCUCAGAGAUGCAGAGCAGCCCGUCGCAGAGCAGUCUAGCCUCGACCAGCCCAGUGUCGACCAGCCCAGUGUCGACCAGCCCAGUGUCGACCAGCCCGCCGCCGGGCAGCCCACCGCAAGAUAAAACUCCCAUUAAUUCAGACCAGAUCAGUCCGACCAUCUUACGAGCAGUAUUUGAUAGUCUUUUCAAGUCCCGAAGAGGCGAGGACGUGGUGUUGCCGGAGUUCAUAGCCAUGUACCGGAACAUGAUGGUAUUCUUCGGCAGCUUCGGCGGGUUCGCCAACAUUCAGACGCAGAUGCUGGAUAAUCGCAUUCAGAACCUGGAGCUGUACACCAAGAGGAGGGAAGGCCUGCAGUACGAGACCUUGAGGAGCAUGAUCCACUACGAAGACACGUCCGGCAAGAUCGGCUCUACGUAUCCCUUCUCUGGAACGAUUCUCUUUACGUGUCUCCAUCGCCACCUUCAGUUCCUGGCGCUAUCUCUGACGAAUAUUGUCCAUCUCCAACCGCAGCAGCCGCUUCUUGAAGCCUUCAAACCCGCUUACGAAACCGUUUUAUCUUGGCAUCACACUUGGUUUGUGGAGCAGUUUUACAAAGUGGGUAUGGCGCUGCUGCCUCUCAAGGAAGAAGCGAUAAGGAGACUGAAGGUGACGCAAGGAGAGGACGUCUCGAACGACGUACUCGCUGCCAGCAUUCGUCUCGUUGUUAAUGAAGUUGACAAACUGACCAACCUCUCUCAGGACAUUCUCACCAGGACGGACGCCCUCAAGAAGAUUCCCGAAGAAGUUAUUACAUAGACAUUUUUUUGUAUACAUAUUUGUUUGUGAAAAUAUAAAUAUAAUUAUAACUAUUCUUUAUACCUGUUGGAUAAACUUUAUACGAAGA